AUGUCUACAGUCCUAAUUGUCGGCGCCGGACUAGCAGGCCUAGCACUGGCCCAGGCUUUAAAAAAGCACAACAUACCGUUCAAGAUUUUUGAAAAAGAUGAACGCCAGGAUUUCCGGGCUCAAGGCUACAGACUUCGCAUCGUUCGUGACGGAAUUCUUGCACUGCAGUACGCCCUGACGCCGGAGCUUUGGGCCCUUUUUGAAAAAACAACUGCUGCUUUCGACCCUGCUGUCCCUGGAGCACGCCUUGAUGCAAUUUCGGGAGAGCCGCUUGCUGCGCCUUCAUUUCAGGGUGGUAAACCACAGGGCAUGCAGAAUGCCAUGUAUGGUGAUAUGCAGCCGUACACGGUCGACCGGGCGACUAUGCGAGAAGUUUUGCUGACGGAAUUGGAUGAUGUUCACUUCGGGAAAGAAUUCAAAUACUACGAGACGAGCGAAGACGAGGUUGUUGCCUAUUUCGGUGAUGGAAGCUCUUACAACGGAGCUCUUCUGGUUGGGGCUGAUGGAGUGUGGUCUCGCGUUCGGAAACAACUUCUGCCUAACUACUCUUUGAUCGAUACAGGUAUGCGAAUCAUUUACGGCAAGACACCUAUUACGCCAGUCUUUGAGAAAAGCAUCGCGCAAAGCCUGCUAGCUGGCAUGUCGUUGGUCCGUGAUAAAGAUACUCUCGCACCGAAGACGAUGCUUCUCGAGGCGAUCCGUUUCCCUCAGGCAGAUACCAUCUCGGAAUUCAAGUUGCCCCAUGACUAUAUGUAUUGGGUCUUGGUCAUCAACAAGGACCUUUGCGCCCUUUCUGAACAGGGCGGGUCUAGCAUGGAUCACGCCCAGACCGCCGAACUUUCACUGUCACUAUCGAAAGAUUGGGAUCAAUCUGUGCGUGCUCCACUGGAGUAUCAGGACAUGCUAGAGUCGUCUAUUUUGCGCAUCUUCUCUGCAAACCCCGAUAUGCCAGCAUGGGAACCCUCUCCUAAGGUGACGCUUCUUGGCGAUGCCAUCCAUGCAAUGCCUCCUACUGGCGGGAUGGGUGUGAACACGGCACUCCGUGGUGCGGGAGAUCUUGCUCGAAGAAUCGUCGAAACACGCCUUGAGGGUACCAAUGCCGAUCUUAUUGCUCAAUAUGAAGAGGAUUUGAGGGUAUUCGCUCGUGGGCCUUUGGCAUUGAGUUGGCAAGGGGGGCGGAUGGCGUUCAAUGCGAAGCCGAUUGAGGAGUGUGAGGUGAUUUCUAUGUAG
This is a messenger RNA of Penicillium soppii, 1230 nucleotides long. RefSeq names its product FAD-dependent oxidoreductase. The transcript has a single exon. Lineage: Eukaryota; Fungi; Ascomycota; Eurotiomycetes; Eurotiales; Aspergillaceae. Gene Ontology annotation, molecular function: FAD binding. Bases 1 to 1230 code for a protein of 409 amino acids. The record is from RefSeq and is a predicted model, not a curated record.